Molecule: messenger RNA, 1417 nt
Organism: Pteropus alecto (black flying fox)
Lineage: Eukaryota; Metazoa; Chordata; Mammalia; Chiroptera; Pteropodidae
Gene: BLOC1S4
Product: biogenesis of lysosomal organelles complex 1 subunit 4
Exons: 1
Coding region: 65-718 (217 amino acids)
Cellular component (GO): BLOC-1 complex
Source: RefSeq, a predicted model, not a curated record
UGUGCGUGUGCGUGCGCGAGCGCGGAGGCCGGAAGCGGUCUCGCGGCCCCGGGCGUCGCGGGCCAUGGAGGGUCUCCUCCUGGGUGGCGGGCUGUCUCGCGAGGGAUCAGCGGAGGAGGCCGAGCCCCAGAGCGCCGCCUGGAGCGGGGACAGCGGUAACGUGUCGCAGAGCCACAGCAGCGCCUCGGGGCCGUGGGAGGACGAGGGCCCGGAGCUGGGCGUGCCGGGCGGCGACCUGCCGCUGCUGCGCCGCGCCGCCGCAAGCUACACCGCCUGCCUGCUGCCCGGGGCUGCGGCGCGGCCCGAGGUCGAGGCCCUGGACGCGAGCCUGGAGGAUCUCCUCACCAGGGUGGACGAGUUCGUGGGCAUGCUGGACAUGCUGCGCGGGGACUCCUCCCACGUCGUCAGCGAGGGCAUGCCUCGCAUUUACGCGAAGGCCACCGAGAUGCGGCAGGUCUACAGCAAGAUUGACAGACUCGAGGCCUUCGUGGGGAUGAUCGGCGCCAGUGUGGCCAGGUUGGAGGAGCAGGUCGCCAGGGCGGAGGCCGAGCUGGGGGCCUUCCCCAGUACAUUCAGAAAAUUGCUGCACACAAUUCACGUGCCCUCCAUCUUCAACAAGGCGCCCUCCAGCAGGUCCCAGCAAACCCGCUACGAACCCCCUGUCCUGUUUCGGACCGAGGACCACUUCCCCUGUUGCAGCGAAAGACCUCAGAUCUGAGUCGGCCGGACAACACUGCUAGAGGAUGCUGCGAUCUGAGAUUAUUUCGAGUGUUAAUUAAAUCAGUUGACGAUCCAGUUAAUAGACAUGAUGUUGGAGUAUGGAAUUUUAAAGUUUAUUAUUUGCACAUUCUAUUUCUCACUGUCUUCAUUAUUUCACGUAGGGUUUAUGAUUUUCUAUGUCUUCCAAUUCUAACCUGAAAGCUGCUUGGUGGGAGCGAUCGGGAAGCAAAUCGAAUGCACAUAACUGCGCUGUGGCCGAACUGUUAUUUUUAUGGAAUUUUUUUUUAGAGCUCAGAAACCAGUAUUACCUUUUCAAGAUUUAUAUAUCCACAUACUCUUAAGAAAAACUACUGAAUCUUCAAAGCCUUGUUAUUCGAUCCUAAUGGUGAUUCAAUUUUCUAUACCCUACUCUUAGGAUGGGUGGUAAAUUAUUUAACAUUGUAUUAAACUUUCCACUCAGAAAUGAUACAACUUCUAAGAAAAUGUAUUGAUUUUUUGCAGUGAAUUCUGAGGUUGUAUUGAAAGUAUGACCUUACAAUCUGAAUCCAUGCGUACCAUACAUGUCUAUAUCUGACAGCAUUCGGUUUAUAAUUUAAAUAUUAAUAAACAUUUUAAAUUUACUGGAAAAGCUUGCCUUCUGAAAAGGACUUUACAUAUUUCUUUUCUGUUUGUUUGAAAAUAAACAUUGCUCAUACGA